AUGGUGAAAGCUUGGCUCCGCGCCACGGCUGCGCUGUCGGCCGCCCUGGCCUUGCAGGGCGCCCUCCGUGGGCGCCUGGGCCGCGCCGCUGCGGCUGCCGGGCUGACGGCGGUGCUUCUGGCGUGGUCGGCGAAGCCGCGGCGGGCCCGGAUCCCGCAGCUGCCGCGGAGGUAUCCGAAGCAGUACGUCGCCAGGAAAGCUACUGUGGUUCCCAUCGAUGGAGACUUGACGAAGGCCGUUUGGCAGCUGGCUCCCUGGAGCGAUCCUUUCGUGGAGAUUCGUGGUGAAGAUGCGCCAAAGGGGACCAAACCCUCGCAAUGGGAGACCACUCGUGUGAAGAUGCUCUGGGAUGAUGAGUAUUUGUACAUAGCUGCAAUGAUGGAUGUGGAUGCUGGAAACGAACUCGUAGCCAAGUUCAAGGAGAGGAAUUCGCCCAUCUUCCACACAGAUUCGGACUUCGAAGUCUUUUUGGACCCUGCUGGCUGUUGCCAUGGCUACAAGGAGUUGGAGAUCAAUGCUCUGAACACUGUCUGGAAUUUGUUGCUGACUCGUCCCUACAUGGAUGGUGGCGGCGAAGUCAGUGGCCGCGUGGCCAAAGAAGGCGAGAAGUCUUACUGGGACGUGCGGAAACAACAAACCGCGGUGAAAGUUACGAAAGGCCAGAUUGGCAACCCAACCUCUCCGUCGCAAUGGUGCGUUGAAAUUGCUUUGGCGCACAGCGAAAGCCUGGGCGAUGCGCCGGUGAAAGCGGCCGAACCCUUCGUGGGACACUGCUGGCGGAUCAACUUCAGCCGAGUGGAGAAGCAGGGCCAGGUGAAUUGGGUUUGGUCUCCACAAGUCGUUUGGUCACCUGGUGACGGCCGAUAUGUGGGGCAGGUGAACAUGCACCUGCCCGACGCCUGGGGACACCUGAUUUUCGCCAAUGAGGCAGGACAACUCUUAGAUGGCAGCGAUGCACAGGACUUUGUUGAUCCUACCUUUGCAGCGCGCCACGCAUGCGCAUGCGUCUAUUAUGCCUGCAGAGCUUUCCAUGAGGCCAAUGGUCGCUUCCCGAGCUCCUACCAAGAGCUUGGAAACUUGCCGUGCGAGAUGGAGACAGUGGAGUUGCGCCCAAGGCCUGAUGGCUACGUCGCGCAGGUGUCGGCUGCAGGCCGGACCAUGCAGGUGAACCACCUCCGCUUGAUGACAAUCGUUUAG
Messenger RNA from Cladocopium goreaui, 1197 nucleotides. NCBI's taxonomy places the organism in Eukaryota, Dinophyceae, Suessiales, Symbiodiniaceae. The record is from the annotation of a GenBank genome assembly.